AUGCCGCAAAUCAUUUCCGAAGAGGAAAAACCUGAGGUAGAUAAUGAGUUAAAGCGCUCAAGAUCGUUCUCUCAGUCGAUUAAAGGUCUGUUUAAGCCAGGGUCGCCAACCAGGAAGACAGGUGGUCCAACCGAUGCAACGAAUGGAGCAGGGAAGAACAGCGAUAGGUUGAAAAAGCUUGCUGUGAGCAAAGAACAGGAACUUGGUGGAAAACGGCAUGAAGCUGCGCAGAACAGAGCCGGCGAUGGAAACAGACCUAAAAUGAAUGCUCUUAAAACACACACUGGUGCUUUCACUAGCAUUAAAAAUCAUACGGGAAUACCGGAAUUUGCAGGCUUGUCGCUUUCGUCGCACGGGCAGGCUCGUAACCCAAAGGAAAACAGCAAUGGGACAUCUCAAGAAUCUUUAGUGAGUGGCGAAGAGGCUGCUAAAAAGAGAAACAGAAAGGCGAUCCCCAUUGAUGCUGGUAAUGAUGACGAUAGCGAUGGAGAUGAAAGUAGCAGCCGCCGCGAGAAUACCAUAGAUGAGGAGUUGUGCAAAGAUCCCCGUGAGGUUCGGCGAUCGCAAAGUUUGCAACGCAAGGGCUCGUUUUCUCGGCAAGACUAUCGAUCACGCUCCAUGUCUCUGAAUUCGAGAUAUAGGAGUCGCUCUCCAACGUUCAGUGCCUCCAACUUAACCCAACAUUCUGAGAGACACUCGAAACUUGUUGUCAAUACGGAAACUUUUCAACUAUAUGAAGACGGCCAUCACGAACAUACUUUGAAAGUGACGCCGCUUGUACACGAUAGCCAAGAAGAUGGGCACAAGGGCAAACCGGGGUUCUCUUUAUCUGGUUUUUUCAAGAGUCACAAGGACGGAGAGAACUUGGAAAGUGCUCUGUCUUUGCUACCUCGCAGCAGAUACGAGUUUCACAAACGAUUAAGUCGCAUAUGGGAUGAAGAGUUAGGCGAUGAGAAUGAUGACAAGGAUGAUGCCCAAGCUGGUAAAGAUAUUCCGACGCCCGUUAAUCCAGAGGCCGCAAUUGGUGUUGAGGAGCUGAAAUUAAUAAACAAGCUGUCGAAGAGAAUUCAUGACACGUCUGCUAAGAGUGCUACGCCUGUGACCUCAGGUAAUGCAGAAGUCAUGGCAAAAAAAACCUAUACGCUAUGUGAGAAGUAUGGUAAAUCCAUUGGUGUUAUAGGCCACGGUGCAUACGGUACCGUGAAAGUCGUUUGUAAAAUGAUAGCCCCUUCGGAAGAGGAGAGGGACAUUACUGAGACUUAUAAAGUUGGCAAUAAAUUAUAUUACGCAGUGAAGGAGUUAAAGCCCAAGGGGGAUGAACCCAAAGAAAAGUUUGGAACGAGAUUGACCUCUGAAUUCAUAAUAGGCCACUCCCUGAGUCGAGGACAAAAUAGCAAGGAGGGCCCCUCUCCUAAUAUUCUCAGGAUGCUUGACCUCAUGCAAACCAAUGAUGGAUUUGUUGAGGUUCUCGAGUUUUGCCCUUCGGGAGACCUUUACAGUUUACUUUCACGCGCUUCACGUUCAGGGUCAGGACUCCAUCCCCUAGAAACGGACUGCUUCAUGAAGCAAUUGCUUAACGGAGUCCAAUAUAUGCACGAUCAUGGUAUUGCACAUUGCGACUUAAAACCAGAAAAUCUCUUGUUUCAACCGGGCGGAAUUCUUAAAAUCGCCGAUUUCGGAACGAGCUGUGUUUUCCAAACAGCUUGGGAAAAACAGGUUCACUUUCAGACAGGUGCCGUGGGUUCCGAGCCUUAUGUGGCGCCUGAAGAAUUCAUCGAAAAUCGCGAGUACGAUCCCAGGCUGGUUGACUGUUGGAGCUGUGGUGUCAUUUAUUGUACGAUGGUAUUGGGCCACUAUUUAUGGAAGGUUCCACUGCUUGACAAAGAUUCUGUAUACGCCUCAUUCGUGGAGCAGAUAAGAACCAAAAAAGAGUACGCGGUUUUUGAAGAGAUGAGGCACGUCUCUACUGAUAUUAAUCGCUACAGAAAAUCCUGUCUGUACAACAUAUUCCAGUGGCAUCCCGAUAGACGCAUCAGCAUUGACAAAUUGCUUCAAAGCCCGUGGAUGAAAAGGACAAGAUGUUGCGUUUUUUACAAAGACCAUUCAAGGUGA
Messenger RNA from Lachancea mirantina, 2112 nucleotides. The record is from the annotation of a GenBank genome assembly. NCBI's taxonomy places the organism in Eukaryota, Fungi, Ascomycota, Saccharomycetes, Saccharomycetales, Saccharomycetaceae.